UCCUCACAAAGUCUGUCAUAACUCCCUCUUUUACAGACCAAUCAUAUUUCUCCCCAAAACAUGCAAUUCCACUCUAUAUCCAACAAACUUGACCGUCAUUCAUUACCAUCACAGACAAAAAAACCGCCAUUGCCGACUGGUCGCUCCAUCACCGCCCCGUUUUCUCUCUUACCAGAAGAUAUAUAUUGGAGACAGAGAAACAAAGAAAAAAAUAAAAUUUACAUUGUAUCAUAAAAACGACGGUUUGAAAUUUCAUUUCCGGUGGAGGCUACUAUGGCCGACAUCAGCAGGACCAAAAUCAAGCGUUUCAAUAAUGGAGCCGAGAAGGCGAACGGAUUCGAUGACGGAGAUGGAGAUGAUACGAAGAGUGAGGACUGUGAUGUGGAGGUCUGGGAUACGCUGACCAAGAGCUUUAAGCAGGUACAGGUUGUACUGGAUCAGAAUGGGGAACUCAUCCAGAAAGUAAACGAGAAUCACCAGUCGAAGAUUCCCGAUAAUCUCGUUAAGAACGUCGGAUUGAUACAGGAGAUCAACGGGAACAUCUCCAAGGUUCUCGAGAUUUACUCCGAUUUGUCAGUCAAUUUCUCGGACAUUGUUCGUCAACGAAAGAGGAUCGGGAACGGGAAGGCGGACACUGCGGGACUUCCUUGUCUGCUUUAAUCCACCCCGCAGACGAAAAUGAGGUAUUUUUCUUCUGUUUGAAAUUUGUCUUAAUUUUUGUACUGUUUUGCAAAUUUCACUGAUUGGUUGAUGGGCGGAUAUCGUCGGGAUCAUAGCAGCAAAGCUCAUUCACAUUUUCUUAGCGGUACCAAUCUUUUAUUCUUAUAUCUUUGUGAAAAGUUUUCACUCUCUGAAGGUGAGCGGUGGACUAGGUGAGGUGGAAGAUAGAGGUGAUGGUAAAGAUAUUGGUGGUCAAGGUGAGGUAAUGGUUGCAAUGGACUAGUUUGGUGCUUUUGCUUAUGGAUAUGAAGGAGAUAUCAUGUGGUGGUUUCCGAUGAGGUCAAAGAGGACUAAUUUGGCAAGUGGUGGAGGAUUGGUUAAUGGUAGACAAGGCAUUAUCAGUACCAGGAAGACGAUAUUUAGAUAUAUUGUGCAUGUGGAAGUUGAGGGUGGUGAGGAAUAAUGUUGAGUUCAUGAGAUAAUUUUGGGAAGAAAAAGAUGUUCUUGUGGAAGUUCAGGGUGGAUGGAUGCUGAGGUCACAGCAUAAUUCAUUAAUUCUGGUUACAGGCUAUUGGUUGAGGUGGGAGCUGAAGUUUGCUGGCAACGGCCUUUUUCUUCUGGAAGUGUUCAGAAACCAGGGAGAAGGCUGAUUUUGGUGUAUAAUACAUAUAUAUUUACUUCAGCCCCACACGUUAUUCUCACCAUGUCCUCUCCUACUAUGCUACAGUCAACUUAUUCACUAAUCCAAUUCUAUGAUGCUAGACCAUGCUGUUGCGAAUUUUCUGUUCACCAAGAUCAUCCUACUUCUUCAACUGUUAUUUCUCUAAUUUGAUCUUCUUUUCGCCUAUUUAAUUGUAAUAAUGAAUCAUUUCAUUCUUCAUCA
Messenger RNA from Durio zibethinus, 1543 nucleotides. The record is from RefSeq and is a predicted model, not a curated record. Lineage: Eukaryota; Viridiplantae; Streptophyta; Magnoliopsida; Malvales; Malvaceae.